UCGUGUGUUGAUUUUUUUUCAGAUGUACGGAGUACGUGGUUAGGCUCACAUGUGCUUGUGUUGUUAUCGUGCUGAGUGUUAUGAUUCUUGAUCUUUUUUACCUCUGCGUGGAUGUUGUAAGUUGGAGAUCGUGACCGUGGACGAUCGAGGAAAGCUAUAUGCAUGUACCAGCGGGAUUUUUCCUCAGGUUGGCGGUGCGGAAGUGUACGUAAUCGGUUUGUGGAUGCGAGCCGGUGUGCUGGCGUCACAGUGCCGCGGAGUUCGGGCCAACGCACUGAUUGUAGUCCGUACCGUGUACCGUGUGACAACGAGAUCUGACCGCGAGGUUGAACCAUCACAUAAGGCCUGGCUGUACGUGCUGGGUGAGCAUUCAUUACUGAGAUAACGAAUGGUCUGUGGAAAGAGAUACUGUGCAAAGCCUAUCACACAACCGAGAAGGGUUGGUGAUUUGAUACCAGCCCAUUGCUGCGUGCAUCAAAUGCCGAGACGGGAGUGGAUUUAACUGGUCUUUUCGGAGGUUCCAGCGCAUGGAAUGUUCAACGAGAGUCACCGUGGGCUAUGACCGUGUGCCGCAAUCCUAUGUCGCAUGUUCAAGUCCAAGCGCACGGUACUUAUCCGGCGACUCUGGAGGAGCCGUUGUGGUGGGUGCUCCACCGUCGGCGAACAAGGUCCCGAUAGCAGUCAGGCCAUCGCGGACUCGGACUCGGACUCCGAGUUCAAAUCGGCCGCCCACAGCCUCCUGAAACGAAUCAAGGACCGUCAACUUGAGCUGUUGCUCGAUGCCGUGGAAAGCCGUGGAACCACCGCCACUGCCUGUGUCCCCCUACCCAAGGGGGAACUCCGCCUGGGUAGGGGACGGACUACGCUGCCCCACGUGUUGUGCUGUCAGCUCUACCGCUGGCCUGAUCUCAAACAUGCUGCCGAACUCAAGAGACUCAAUUUCUGCUGCCAGUCCGGACGCGAUCUGGAGGAACUUAGCUCAGGAAAUGUAUGCUGCAACCCGUAUCAUUUCAGCCGUUUGUGUCAGCCAGAUUCGCCGCCGCCUCCAUACAGUAGAUUUCCGAUCGAGAGGGCCAAAACGGAAGCCUCCAGCAUUAGCGAGGGGCGUUUCACGCAGGCCUCCGUAUCCACCACUGGCUCCACCGUGGAUUUUGGCGAAAGCACCGAAACGGGAAAUACGCCAAGUCAAAGGCAUCAACCCUACGCAGAUGCAGAUGCUCAGGACAGUAGAGGGCAGCCUCACUGGUGUCAUAUAGCCUAUUGGGAGCAUCGGUCGCGGGUGGGCCGCAUGUACACAGUAUUCCUAGAUUCUGUAAAUAUCUUCUAUGAACUACCUCAUGGAGACGGGUUCUGCCUGCGAUCGCUUCACAGAGAAGAUCGGUCGGAAUCUGUUGUUAGAACUCGAAAGAAGGUCGGCUGCGGGCUGACCAUGAGUCGUGAGCCGGACGGCGUGUGGAUGUACAACCGGAGCAACUUUGCCUUAUUCGUGAACUCCCCGACACUGGACGCCCUGCCCCCUUCUCGGACGCUGACGGUUCACAAGCUCAUGCCGGGUUACUCCAUCAAGAUCUUUGACUUUGCCAAGUCGCAGAUGUUGGAGCACGCCCGACGCGAACCGGAGCCCCCGGAUGGCCCCGUAGACCCCCACUCUAUACGCAUUAGCUUCAUCAAAGGAUGGGGGCCACGCUACUCUCGUCAGUUCAUCACCUCGUGCCCAUGCUGGCUGGAAGUCAUCCUGACCAGACCGCGUUGACACUGUCGGAAUCCUGGAGACCUUUUAUGUACACUUCUAGAUCUAAUAUAAUAUUUUAUAUAUUAUAUAUAUUAUAUAUUAUAAUACUGUAAAUAUGGACUCAUUUUUACGAUGUAAUUUAUGGUGCGGUUGUACUCUGCUCUUUGCUAUUAACAAACCGAGACGGAAGAAGAAAAAUCUCUCUCCAAGAAAAAAUCCCUUGUUAGUUAACACGUACCCCUGUUUCUGUACAUGUACAGACAGAUUAAUCUUUUUUAUACAAGAAAUGAUUCACAUUACAUAACGGACAAGGAACCAAAUGGUUAUUAUCAAUAAAACAAUUUAAUAUGCUCACUUGAAA
Patiria miniata (bat star) is the source of this 2093-nucleotide messenger RNA. Its product is annotated as mothers against decapentaplegic homolog 6-like. Gene Ontology annotation, biological process: cell differentiation; SMAD protein signal transduction; BMP signaling pathway. The record is from RefSeq and is a predicted model, not a curated record. Bases 587 to 1753 code for a protein of 388 amino acids. Gene Ontology annotation, cellular component: heteromeric SMAD protein complex. Gene Ontology annotation, molecular function: I-SMAD binding; transcription regulator inhibitor activity. The transcript has 4 exons. Lineage: Eukaryota; Metazoa; Echinodermata; Asteroidea; Valvatida; Asterinidae.